AUGACCCCAGCCGAGACUGUGCCGGCGUCGCUGUUACGCCUGCCAUGGGAGAUUCGCAGCGUCAUCCUCAUUGACGCCUUGGAGUUCCAGCUGCGACGCGAGCCCAUCUUUGAUAGGAAGUUUAUGCGGAGCCGCGUUCGCUUAGGGAAUCUUUUCGAUGAGAGACAUCCUAAAGCCACCAAUAUCUACAUUGAAAAACCCGGGACUUGGCCGCUAGCUCUGUCAGCCAGGGCCUUACAGGCAACAAACCGGCAGCUGCGCGACGAGGUCACUCUUCUAAUCAACGAGACGUUCAAGACGGGCAAGGCAAGGGCUGCAUUUAUCCUUGACAUGAUGAUCGUCAAAGAUAUAGGCGUGUUCCCUACGUGGCUGUGUUUCCCAUACAAGACGAAGCGCAUACUCAGCCUGCGCGUGAAUCUGCGCAUUAUACGACCCGACCCGACGGCCGUGCCCGUAGAAUGGGCUGAGCUGGCGCGCUAUCCAGCAAAUAUUCAUCCCCGCUGGGGCGAGCUCAAGCCGUCCACCUUUUGGAACUUCUUUGCUGUCCUGGCCUUGAUAUCGCUGAGCCGCCUCCGUUAUGAACCAGCGGUUGAUGAGACAGGCAUCAAACCUGCAGCGGCACCGACAAACAAGCACAUGACCAGAGUGUUGGAUGCCUACCUCGUACCAAUGGAAGCGACGCCACCAGACGGAAGACCUAUUGUUCCCGGCUUGGAAGACAAGUCAAGAAACGGCCCCUUCUACAAGCAAGGGUAUAUGCAGUUCGGCCGCGAAGUGUUCCAUGACGAUACUGAUUAUUCCGAUUCUUGGGAAACUCAUGAGCUUAAUUUGAAAGAGAAAGCGGCAGGGCGGGUUGCAAGCGGCCAACUACUACAUCACGUCUGGGAGUGCAUUCCGAGAAUUACAGACUACAAAGAGGAGGAAGAUGAGCUUGCUUUGUACCAGUACGCGUUGGCGAAUAGCGUAGGCGAGGUGACGUACUCUCCGCCCGUCGGGCCUCCGCCCGUUGUGAAUACCAUGUACAUGAUGUACAAGAAUACGGAGAGUUGGAUUUCAUCGUACGAGUGCGACGGCGACUGGCGGACAAUGAACAUCUCCAAGGCAAUUGCCAAGGAGGAGGCGAGCGAAGACCCGGCUCGGGGCUACAUAGCGAUACUGCAGCUGGCGAAGCGGAGGAGAGCCCUGGGGUGGCAGGCUCAGUUUGACUUGGAGUACGAAACGUUUGAAAAAGCCAGGCGGGAAAAGGACAAGCAGCCGUGA
This is a messenger RNA of Akanthomyces muscarius, 1260 nucleotides long. RefSeq lists its product as uncharacterized. The record is from RefSeq and is a predicted model, not a curated record. The transcript has 2 exons. Lineage: Eukaryota; Fungi; Ascomycota; Sordariomycetes; Hypocreales; Cordycipitaceae. The coding region runs from base 1 to 1260 and encodes 419 amino acids.